UUUCCUUUUUGUGUAACUUUUAUAUCCUUUUUAUCAUUCUCUCUUGUUUGCUUUUUGUAUUCACUAUAUUGGGAAUCGAGAUCUAUAAUGCCCAGGCGAUUGAUCUCUAAUAAAUGCUUAGAUUAAAACCAUUGAAUAAGUAUUGCUUUUUCUAAAAACAGACAUUGCCAUAAGACUGGGCAUAGUCAAUAACCUAUGUUUUCAUGCAUUUCGGAUAGUUCGAAACCUAUUGAUAAAGGAGUCCUAGCCGUUCGAGAAAAAUGUUCGUAGCGCCUCAACCAUGAUUUUUGAAGAUGUCGCUUGGUUCCAGUUUUAUAGAGAAGACUUUGGGUUAUCUACCUAUGCAAAAAGAUUAAUAGAUUGCUAGUCGAAUUUGAGAAAAUUCAAGCUAGUUUCCCAAAGAUCCUCUGAAAAACGACCUUCCGAACUUUUUCCGAAAACGAUUUUGCUUAUGGAAUGAUAGCUUCAGGUGUCUAGUUUCCAAAACUGAAAAGCAUAGGUAUCUAUCUUCAUUUCCCUCUGAGUUAUUCAAAAAACUGGCAACCUGCAUUAUAUUCUGGGACGGAUAAUAAUUCAUUAGUUUCAAAUGUAGUGUAGUAUUGCUUUUGAAAACUUUAAUAGUAUGAUAAUUAAAAGCACGAAAAGUUCCAAGUUUUUGAAAUUUCUCGCUCCAACUUCAUGCAAAUAUUCUAGUGGGAUAUGUCGAAGCUGGAAUGUUACCAAAUGGUUCUCGAAAUUUUAAAGUAGAAGAGUUAUCGAAUUCGCCAAAUUUUCUGGCAUUAAAAUCAGGUGAUCGAUUCCAUCUAAAUGGAAACUACACAAUUCGCGAUAAUGACUUAUAUGAAAUAGGUGGAACAAUGAUAUCCUAUGAAAGAAACGGAAAACGUGAACGAAUUCAAGGAACAGGUCCACUGAAUGAUGACUUGGAUAUUAUGAUACUUGUACUUGACAAAGAGGUGAACAUUGAAUACACCUAUUUUAUGCCGAAUUCAAUCAAUUCUACAAAUAGCAUUAUAGAAGAAGUUAAUUCUACGUUUAAUUGGGCUUGGAGUGUUAGUGGAUGCUCUGUUUCGUGCGGUAGUGGACAACAAACUCUACGACCACUAUGUAAAAAAAAUAACUUAACAACUGCUGAUGAUCGAUACUGUACUGAAAAAUCGAAACCUAGUGUAAAAAUUGUGUCAUGUGAAGAAAAAUCUUGUCCUAUAAACUGGAAAACUGGUAAAUGGCAAUCGUGCGUUGGCUCUUGCGCAUCCAUGGCUUAUCAACGACGCAGUGUUGUUUGUACAAAAAGAAUCAAUAAUGUUUUACAUGCUGUACCACCUGAUGUAUGUGCACAUUUGGUAAAACCGACAGUUAUUCAAACUUGUACUGAAAAAUCUUUACCAUCAUGCAAAAGUGACUAUCAAUGGAAAACUGGUCCUUGGAUUGGGGUAGGUUUCUUCGGGUGA
Molecule: messenger RNA, 1451 nt
Organism: Didymodactylos carnosus
Lineage: Eukaryota; Metazoa; Rotifera; Eurotatoria; Philodinida; Philodinidae
Source: the annotation of a GenBank genome assembly